AUGAAUAUGAAAGAAGUAUAUGUAGGAAGCCAGGGCUUCCGUUACAACAAAUUAGAGAAAAAUGUUAAGUAUGCUAUUAGUAUCUACAAUGAAAACACAAGAAAACUUAAUUUCUACUUCUUUGAUGAAGAUGAUGAUUGGAAGAUGGAAAAUGAAGAUCCUUACAGUCCAUUUAUAAUCACUGUGUAUGAAAUGGAGAUUGAUAAUAAAAUAAUGUAUACAGUUUCAUUGAAAAUGAUCAAAGAUGAAGAUGUUCAAUUCAAAAUAUCAUCCCUUGGAGAAAAUAAACCAACAAAUCUAAAUACAGAACACAUGAAUGUAGAAGUGAACCAACAUGUUCCAAAACCAAACUCAUUAACACUUCAGUUUGAACAGAAAAACUCUCCAUUGUUCUCCAAUACCAAUUACUAUAUAUUAUUAUUAACUGAGAGAGUAACUGGUGUUCAGUAUCUUGAACUAAUAGAAACUACCAGUCGAACUAUAAGUUCCAGUAUUAGCCUGAAAUCAAGACAAAAAUAUGAAUAUCAACUGUACAAGGUUCACCAACAAAAUAAACAACUUACUGUCACACAUGAAACUAGACUAAUAACAAUAGUAACUCGUAAGUUGAAUUAA
Messenger RNA from Lottia gigantea (owl limpet), 615 nucleotides. RefSeq lists its product as hypothetical. NCBI's taxonomy places the organism in Eukaryota, Metazoa, Mollusca, Gastropoda, Lottiidae. Bases 1 to 615 code for a protein of 204 amino acids. The transcript is spliced from 3 exons. The record is from RefSeq and is a predicted model, not a curated record.